AUGGCUGACCCCUCUCUAAACGAACUUUUUGAAGAUUCAGUCCAGGUUAGUGUAAAUGACAUCACAUUGGAUCUCCAUCCUGGUGAGGUUGACCCCCCAAAUGAACCAUGCAAGAUUAUUUUGGGGAAAUUAUUUUGUCACACCAGACUUGGGAAGAAGGCAAUACAAGGCUCCCUGAAGAAUGCUUGGGCAUCCAUCUCAGGCUGGAGCUGGAAGGAACGUGACGACGGACUUCUUCAGUUCUCUUUCAGAACUAGUUUUGAUGCUGAAAAUGUCCUACUGCGAAGGCCAUGGCUGGUGUGUGGAUACUUACUGGUUCUUAUGCCAUGGCCUUCAUGGCUCACACCUGAGGAGGUCUCAUUUGACCAUACCCCAAUCUGGGUUCGUCUGAAGAGUAUUCCCCCAUUUUACUGGAACAAAACAAACCUCCAAGAGUUGGCUGGAAAAGUUUCAUCGGUUUAUGAGCUUCCCCGGUUUAUUGAAAAAAACUUUGAAAGAGGAUCCUUCGGUAUGGGCACUCUACGAUUCAGAGCCACGGUAGAUUUAUCCAAACCUCUAUUCUCGGGAUUCUUCCUAAGACGUCCAGGCAUCAAAGAUCUGUGGUUACAAUACCAAUACGAAAAGCUACCCAAAAUUUGUUACAAGUGUGGUCUCAUGACACAUGAACAUAGGUUUUGUUUUAAGAAACCAACAGUGAUAAAAGAUGAUAAAGGAAGCUUCUUUCCUAUGUUUGGGAAUUGGAUGGCUGAAGAGGCAAAGGAAAAAUCGCCUUUCCACCCCCUAUUCCUAACUGGUUCAAUGAGUGGAUAG
Molecule: messenger RNA, 810 nt
Organism: Cannabis sativa
Lineage: Eukaryota; Viridiplantae; Streptophyta; Magnoliopsida; Rosales; Cannabaceae
Exons: 1
Coding region: 1-810 (269 amino acids)
Source: RefSeq, a predicted model, not a curated record